Gekko japonicus is the source of this 960-nucleotide messenger RNA. Its product is annotated as RING finger protein 145. The record is from RefSeq and is a predicted model, not a curated record. The annotation marks the transcript as partial. NCBI's taxonomy places the organism in Eukaryota, Metazoa, Chordata, Lepidosauria, Squamata, Gekkonidae. The transcript is spliced from 5 exons.
GCGACGGCGCGGCGGCGGCGGCGGCUUGCUGGCAGGAGGCGCAAAGCGCGGCGAGGCCAUCCAUGGCCGCCCGUUAAUGGGGCUGGGAAGCUCGUGCGGGGUCGGCGCUCGGAGGCGUGGCGGGACGAAGACGACGAUGCUGCCUGGGGAGGCCGACCGGUUGCUGCUAAGCCAGCGCAGGCCAGACACGGAGCCGCGGCAGCUGCUGUAGGCGCCGCCAGGAGGGGGAAGAAGGGGACAAGCAAGCAAGAGAAGCAGCCAGCAGCCUCCACCCCCCGGCUGGGGCCGAGACGCGUCGCAUCUGGCCAGUCUGUGGCACUUUCACUGAAAAGAAGCAGAAUGGCUGCAAAGGAGAAGUUGGAAGCAGUGUUAAAUGUGGCCUUGCGGGUCCCCAGCAUCAUGCUUUUGGAUGUCUUGUACAGAUGGGAUGUCAGUUCCUUCUUCCAGCAAAUCCAAAGAAGUAGCCUCAACAACAAUCCCCUCUUCCAGUACAAGUACUUGGCUCUUAACAUGCAUUAUGUGGGUUACAUCCUAAGCGUUGUACUCCUAACCUUACCCAGACAACACCUGGUUCAACUCUACCUGUAUUUUCUAACUGCACUGUUGCUGUAUGCUGGGCAUCAGAUCUCCAGGGAUUAUGUGAGGAGUGAGUUGGAGUCUGGCUAUGAAGGGCCAAUGUACUUAGAACCUCUUUCCAUGAAUCGUUUUAUGACAGCCUUAAUAGGUCAGCUAGUGGUGUGCACCCUUUGCUCCUGCGUCAUGAAAACCAAACAGAUCUGGCUCUUCUCUGCUCACAUGCUCCCUCUGCUGGCUCGGCUUUGCCUUGUCCCUCUAGAAACUAUUGUUAUCAUCAACAAAUUUGCUAUGAUUUUUACUGGCUUGGAAGUUCUCUAUUUUUUGGCAUCUAAUCUUCUGGUACCGUAUAAUCUUGCAAAAUCUGCCUAUAGAGAACUCGUACAG